This is a messenger RNA of Cucurbitaria berberidis CBS 394.84, 1879 nucleotides long. RefSeq lists its product as uncharacterized. The transcript has a single exon. The record is from RefSeq and is a predicted model, not a curated record. Bases 73 to 1581 code for a protein of 502 amino acids. NCBI's taxonomy places the organism in Eukaryota, Fungi, Ascomycota, Dothideomycetes, Pleosporales, Cucurbitariaceae.
CCACAGGGCACGAGGAGAUUGCCUCCAUCAAGCUCUGCACAUGAUGGACACGGUGGUGUUCCUACAGUUGGCAUGUCCUCUGUAGACUCUUCCAGCCCGAGGGGAUACUCGGUUUCGCCAUCGAGCAGAGACAAGCCUCUUCCCAGCCCGCCAGUUGUUCAAGUCAUUGACCCCAACAGCCCGCCUAAAGCUCAGCGUACUCUGGUCGACGCAGAGGCCGGUACUCCUUCAGAGGACGAAUGGCCGAUUCUUCGCCCUGAAAACAUAUCCCCGCCAAAAAAGCUAACACCUCAAGCGAACAGUACCAGUACGAAUGUGCUGCAGCAGCAGCAGCAGCACCGCAGCGUGUCUAUGGGUGCAGCGCCACAAGACAUUGCUGAAUGUUUCUUCGCGAACCAAUCACUUACACCUGCUAACAUUUUAGACUCCAGCAAUGAACCGACAGCGAGCCGUUUGUCUACUCAAGGAUAUCAGAAGUCCAUGCAGAUGGCGAAACCACGCACCUUGAGCUCAAACAACCCGUACGCAAAUUCCUACGACCCGUACGAAAAUUCCUACCAUGCAUUCUCAACUGGUACGGAGUCAGCAAUGGAGAGUCCGCUAGCUCACAAGAGGGGCGCCUCGGGUAUGGUCCCUGUCCCGCCUCGCAACAGUUCAAAGGGCAGCUCACUGCGUUUGUCUAACCAGAACAAGCUUGAUUCGCCAGCUCGGCCACCCUCUCCUGAGUCACCACUGGUCAAUUCAGGUUCUACGAAAUGGACAGUUGUUGGGGAGCCAGUUUCCGAGCAGUUCGUGGCUUCGACUACCUGUUCAUCUCAAGACACACAAGUCGCCGCUGCCACCUCCGCCGAAGUGCAACCGCCGAAUGUUCAAGAUCUUACACAUGACGUCAUCCGCCCUGCGGAUACCCAUGAUACAGCUCAGACUUUGCCUGGCUUAGUUAGAAGCAAGUCGUCGUGGAGCCUCGCUGGUUGCUCGUCCCUCGAUGACCAACCAUCACAUGACUACGAGGGUAGUACUCGCAUCAAGCGACUUUCAUCACGCUCCUCUAUGUCUGUACCUGGUCCAAUGCUGAAAAUUCAUGGAGAUGCCGAUUCCAUUCUACUUGGUCGAGGAGACCCUAUUCCAGCCAUGCCUCCCCUGCCGGCCAAGGUGCCUGACAAGACUCCACGGGAGCAAUCCAAGAUCUCUUUGGCCGAACGCUCAAAGCAGACCAUUUUCAAAAUCUCGGAAAGGAUGGUAUCACGUCCUUCGAAUCCAAAUUUGUCGGAGGAUGGGACCACUGCAGCAACGCCCGUGCGAAUCACUCCAAUCAGGUCUAUGCAGCCGCCACGUGUAGUCAGUGCAGAGAUUCCUUCACCAGCUGUCUCUUCGCCCGUCUCGCACACGUCGAUAGAGCACGAUGAGCCCAGUGGACUGCUUCCGGUCGUGUCUUUGGCAGCCAGUCACACAGCAUCUGGUUCCUCGCAGAAUACGAUCAUACGCACUUCAAAGCCCGUCGCUGCAACCGUUCCUACUCCUGAUGAUUUAUCUAGCCCAUCUGCGAUUAAACCCAAAGUAGGUGUACACUGGUUCUCUUGACAUCAUUUUUCUAACUCAUGAACAGGACCCCAUUAAUACGCCAUCUAAGGAGAUCAUUUCAUCCAAGGUAGAUUAUGCUCCAGAUAUCGAUCUAAAAGCUUCACCUGCAUCAGUUCGAAAGGGCGUGCCAACCGGGUGGGUCUCGCCUUCUGCUAGGUUGUAUCCAUCAAAGCGGGCAGAUGCGGGUCGCAAUACAAUAAGCUCUUCGCACCACGCAGGUGUUCAUCUGAGUACUCGGGAGAUAGGAUCAGACUCCAGCACAUCUCGCUCGGGCUCUUCAUCGCUUUCUCGUAUGACU